Molecule: messenger RNA, 1729 nt
Organism: Cavia porcellus (domestic guinea pig)
Lineage: Eukaryota; Metazoa; Chordata; Mammalia; Rodentia; Caviidae
Gene: Lag3
Product: lymphocyte activating 3
Exons: 8
Coding region: 84-1667 (527 amino acids)
Molecular function (GO): MHC class II protein binding; transmembrane signaling receptor activity
Source: RefSeq, a predicted model, not a curated record
UCUUUGCAGAACUUUUCUUUAGUCCCCCAUCCCCUUGCUGACCUCCCUCUGGGGGACUCAGCCUGGCCCACGCCACAGGGGAGAUGGGGCAGACUCAGUUCCUGGGCUUGGUGCUUCUGCAACUGCUGUGGGUGGCUCCAGUGAAGGCUCCAGUGCCUGAGAAAGAGGUCACAGUGGUGUGGGCUCAGGAGGGAGCUCCUGCCCAGCUCCCCUGCAGCCCCACACUCCCCCUUCAGGAUUCUAGCCUUCUGCGAAGAGGAGGGGUCACUUGGCAGCAUCAACCAGACAGGGACCCAGCAGCUCCCGAUCCCGCUCGGCCCUGGAACCUUGGCCCUCGAAAGGAGGAGGCACAGGCCCCACAGCGCUACACAGUGCUGAGCAUGGCCCCCGGGGGCCUGCGCAGCGGGCGGCUCCCCCUGCAGCCGCGAGUGCAGUUGGACGAGCGCGGCCUCCAGCGAGGGGAUUUCUCCCUGUGGUUGCGCCCAGCGCUGAGCGCCGACAGCGGCGAGUACCACGCCGCCGUGCGCCUCCUCCGGGACCGCACGCUCUUCUGCCGGCUCCGUCUGCGCGUGGGCCAGGCCUCGAUGACGGCCAGCCCUACAGGACCUCUCAAGACCUCUGACUGGGUCAUCUUGAACUGCUCCUUCAGCCGUCCGGACCGUCCAAUCUCUGUCCACUGGUUCCGGGGUCCAGGCCAUGUCCCUGUCCAGGAGUCCUCACAUCACCACUCAGUGGAAAGCUUUCUCUUCCUGCCCCAAGUCAGCCCCUUGGACUCUGGGAUCUGGGGUUGCAUUCUUACUUACAGAGAUGGUUUCAAAGUUCGGAUCACACACAACCUCACUGUUCGGGGUCCAGAGCCCCCAGCUCCUUUGAUGGUAUAUGCUGGAGCAGGCUACAGGGCAGAGUUACCAUGUCAUCUGCCUCCUGGUGUGACAACCCAAUCUUCCCUCAUGGCCAUGUGGGCCCCUCCUGGUGGAGGCCCAGAAAUCUCAGUGGCUGGAGACAAUGGCAACUUCACCCUUCGACUAGAGGCUGUGACCCUAGCCCAGGCUGGGACCUACACCUGCCGUAUCCAUCUACAAGGGCAGCAGCUCAGUGCCAUGGUCACUUUGGCAGUCAUCACAGUGACUCCCAAGUCCUCUGGGUUACCCAGAUCCCUGGGGAGGCUGCUAUGUGAGGUGACCCCAGCAUCUGGACAUGAGCACUUUGUGUGGAGCCCCCUGGACAGGAGAUCCACAAGGAACAGUUACCCAGGACCCUGGCUGGAGAUGCCUGCGGCCAAACUCUUUUCCCAGCCCUGGCAGUGCCAGGUGCAUCAAGGGAAGAGACUUAUCGGAGCAGCGAUGUAUGUCCCAGAGUCUAGCCCAGAUGCCCAGCGCUCAGAGAGAGCCCUCAGGGCAGGCCAAAUCCCUCUCUUUGUCAUCCUGGGUACCCUCUCAUUCCUUCUUUUGGUGACUGGAGCAUUAGGCUUUCACCUUUGGAAAAGACAGUGGAGAUCUAGAAGAUUUUCUGCCUUGGAGUUUGGGAUUCGCCCUCCUCAGGCUCAGAGCAAGAUCGAGGAGGUGGAACAGGAAGCAGACCUGGAGACAGAGACAGAGCAGGAGCCGGAGCUUGAGCCGGAGCUGGAGCCGGAGCCCGAGCCCGAGCUGGAGCCUGGGCAGCUCUGACCUGGAGAGAAGGCAGCGCAGAUCUUAGUAGCUCAGCCCCAAUAAACCCCGUCAGCAACAAA